Phyllostomus hastatus (greater spear-nosed bat) is the source of this 561-nucleotide messenger RNA. RefSeq names its product pro-platelet basic protein (gene PPBP). The record is from RefSeq and is a predicted model, not a curated record. Gene Ontology annotation, molecular function: CXCR chemokine receptor binding; chemokine activity. Lineage: Eukaryota; Metazoa; Chordata; Mammalia; Chiroptera; Phyllostomidae. The transcript is spliced from 4 exons. Gene Ontology annotation, cellular component: extracellular region. Gene Ontology annotation, biological process: inflammatory response; neutrophil chemotaxis; cellular response to lipopolysaccharide. The coding region runs from base 97 to 519 and encodes 140 amino acids.
GUGAAAAGCUACUUAGCUGCAGACUCCUUGGCAGCCAUUCACCCUCACGCUGACGUCUCCUCACCUGGGAGCAACUCCAGCUCAGUUCUCUCCACCAUGGGCUUCAGACCCAGCACCAACUCCUCCUAUGCCCAUACCAGCCCACUUCAUGUUUUACAGGUGUUGCUGCCACUAUCACUGCUCCUGAUUGUGCUGGUUCCCUCCACCAUUGGAAAAACUACGGAUGUGGUUAAGGAGCUGUAUAUUGAACUUCGCUGCAGGUGUGUAAAAACCAUCUCUAGCAUUCAUCUUAGUAAGAUCCAAAGUGUGAAUGUGAUCAAGUCAGGACCCCAUUGCAACAGAGUUGAAGUGAUAGCCAUGUUGAAGAAUGGGAAGGAAGUCUGCCUAGAUCCAGAAGCUCCCAGAAUCAGGAAAAUAGUCCAGAAAAUUUUGGAAGAUGAGCCCAACUCUUAUGGGCUAAUGCACCGCAGCUCCUCACCCUCCACACAGGCUUCCGGACUGGACGGACACUGGGGAUAAAACAGGCCUGAAGAGUCUCAGAAGCACUGGUCUGCAUCCGAC